AUUAAUCUGCUUCUCUGCGUGUGCGUGUGUUUUGGUGUGCGUGCGUGCGUGCGGGAUUUUCUGUGUGUUUUGUCCAGCGUGGUAAUUUAGUCGAUCGCUCGGCCACUUCUUGCGUAAUCUCUCUGUCUGUGUGUCUGACCUUCCGCUUCUCUCUCUGAGGAGCGAUUGGGUUGGACUGCGGACGAGCAAUUUAGUCGGAGAGUUUUUCAAAACAUUCAAAGCUUAGGCAGCCUACGGCCUGCCUCGUCGAUUUUCCCCUUAGGUGAGGCGUGUUUGUGAGUGAAUAGCUAGGUGGGUGGGUUUGAGUGGCCCCUGGCGCAAAUCCUUGGAUUGAUCUCUGUGCAUUUGACUCUCUAAGGAGUUUCGAGGUUCAAGCUCUCCAGAUCUGAGAAGAAACUCCGACCUGCUUGAUGGAGUUUUUUGAGAAGGCCAAGCUCGUGCGACUGAAGAGCCUACAUGGAAAGUAUUUGUGGGCCGAUGAUGAUGGCUACAAAGUGUUUCAGUGCAGGGAACCUAUGAACGUCGCGGCUCACUGGCGAGUGGAACGAGAUCCCGAUUGUGCCCAGAUCAGAUUAGUGAGCUGUCAUAAAACUUAUUUAACUGCGAGUGAUGAUAAUUUCCUGACAGGAAUGACAGGAAAGAAGGUUGUGCAAAGUAAGCCAAGGCAUAUAGAUUCCUCAGUUGAAUGGGAACCAAUUAGAGAAGGGUCUCAGGUGAAGUUGAAGACCUGUCAUGGGAAUUUCCUCAGGGCAAACAAGGCGCUCGGUCCCCCAUGGAGAAAUUCAGUCACUCACGAUAUUCCUCAUAGAAUGGCAAAACAUCAAGAGUACCUACUUUGGGAGAUCGAAACUGUCUUCGGGACUGAUGGCACGAGUUCCGGCGCCCUUGGUUCUAGUCAUGGGGGAGGACUAGCAGCAGCGCAUGCAGCUUAUGUGUCUUCAGGUGCUGUUUCAAUCUCCAAUCAUUCUCCCACGCAGCUUGGGACAAUGAUUGGAGAUUCAGAUCCGAUGUCGGACGGUUCACCUCCAGGACAGUCGCCCGAGUCUUCUCCGCCUCAUCGUAGACCGGUUUAUGGCGUUUCAGUCUCAGCUCAUUCCGCGUACGUGCCGUCCACUCCGUCACCAUCUGUCACUGCAGCCUCUGCUACUUCUAAACCUCCGGAAGGGCGCACUAUUCACUACGCCGUCGCCAGUGAUAUAGAGGAAGCAAGGCGCCUCGAUGGCUCUGGAUGGCCUACCUUGAACUUCAAGGGUCAUACUCUCAGUGCACUAAAGAAGCAGCUGAAGGAAGUACUUGAACUCGACGACGACAUCUAUCUGUGUGCUCGUCAUCAUACUAACUCAAACCUGUACGAAUUGAAGCUGCCUACUCUUCCACCAAACAAUGCAGCCAUGCACAUCGUUGUGGUGAAGUUGAGCUCAUCUGUCAAGAAAAGCAAAUCAAUUGCCGAGGCGGUCUCAAUGAAUGGUCAUCAAUAGUUAGGAGAAGGUCAUCAUCACAAUCCUGCAGGUUCUGGUAUGACAUGAAAGAAUGACAUGCUCAUCGUACCCGCAGUUCUGCACUUAAAAAGAAGGCGUCAUUCGGCGACAAAUGGGUGUCAUGGCAUGUUAUCCAAUCUUUCCACCAAUUAUCGUCUCGUUGAGAGAGGCUCAAGUGUUUCCUUCGUAAACAGGUUACAUAGUUUAAACAUACCAACACGGCUUUCUACAACCUUGUCCUUGCGGAGAUGAUAUGACCUGAGACAGACAGCCUCAUGUCUGUUUCCGUAGAAUAUUCUUCAGUUUUGCCGGUCCCUUUUGUACUAUAGGUCCUUUGUCAAUAGAGUUUACUGUACACAGAGAGCAGGGAUGAAAUUAUAUACUAGAAGGAGAGCAAGCACGGUGCUUUCGAUUCGCACUUCAUUUCACCGAAUUUCAGAUUUUUCUCCCUUUCAAUGAAGCUAUUGUAGGUACACUUUCAGCUGUAAUUUACCCCUUGGAAGGAGAAAAGCUUAGACCUAGGGUCCAGGCCACACGUAUUUUUUAGAACUCGUUACAGACAUUCUUUCUCCGAUCUCGUAAUUUUGGUCUGUAGUUCCCCUAGAGUUGUGAAUGCUGCCAUUACGAGUCCCUAUGCAGGUCGGGCUUAUUCUGUCGGAAUCUCGACCUUGAGAGCCUGAUAAGUUCUUGAAAUGUGACUUCAAUUAUUUUUUAGAAUGGAUGUUGAAGAUCUCACUUG
Messenger RNA from Marchantia polymorpha subsp. ruderalis, 2217 nucleotides. Lineage: Eukaryota; Viridiplantae; Streptophyta; Marchantiopsida; Marchantiales; Marchantiaceae. The record is from the annotation of a GenBank genome assembly.